Molecule: messenger RNA, 944 nt
Organism: Vitis riparia (riverbank grape)
Lineage: Eukaryota; Viridiplantae; Streptophyta; Magnoliopsida; Vitales; Vitaceae
Exons: 9
Coding region: 169-732 (187 amino acids)
Biological process (GO): chromosome segregation
Cellular component (GO): MIS12/MIND type complex
Source: RefSeq, a predicted model, not a curated record
ACCAGGCCAAGACUCCCAAGCGUAGACCAUCCAAAGGAAAUGAUCACGUGAUGUGCACAGAGGGGUUUGAUUUAAAAAAUUGCCGCGAAAGGUAGGGUUUGAUUUUGGCAAAAUAAUCAUUCGGUGCCUCUCAUUCAACAAGAUUUCAGCAGUGAAUUUCUGUAACCAAUGGAGAAAUCAACUUCAGUGGGUGGUGGUGGUGGAGGUGGUCCUCAAGGUCUGAGGCAAAUGAAUUUGGAAAAGUCCUUCAGGCUGGCUCUGCGUUCCCUUCUCACCACUUGUUCUAAGGAGGAAUUCUCGAAAGCAUUUCCAAGGUUCGGUACUGCUGAGCAAGAACGCCUUCCCCGCCUGUUUAUUCAGGUCAUUACUUCGUUGCAUGGAAAUAUAGAGGAUGAAUUUGAGUCUUUAUGUCUUGAAACACAGGUGGGAACCGCUCUUGAUACUAUAGAGCAACUUAGUGAAGAACAAAGUCUUGACCCUUUGUUUUCAGAGAAGACCCCUGCAGGUGAUGUUGAACAUGACCUGUUGAUGGCAAAGAAGAACGAGAUCCAGUACUUGAUGGGUAUGCUAAAAAAAGCUGAAGAACAAAAGCACAUUAUCAGUGCUCGUCUAGAACUCCUUAAGAAAGGAAGUCAGCAAGAUCUCUCAGCCACUUCAGAUGUUAUUGCGAAGUUGAGAAGUGGGAUUUUGAGUUAUGGGGCAUACACCAAUAAUGGGCUCCAUGAUACAUAAUUAGUAUGUUGGAGAAAUUGUCCAUUGUAAUAAAACAACUGCAUCCUUUGGUGGAUUGCAUCCAUGUGCCAUGGCAUCUGCCUGAUUGAAUGAAUUGUAUGCUUGAACUAGAAAAACUGAACAUUAAACCUUUGGGUUAUUCAGGCAUGUAUUUUUGGUCUCUUCAUCUGGAUACCACUUUUGAAUUAUAUUUUAAGAUAUUGAUUGUAUCA